UCCUAAACAUCAAGAUUAAUCCUGAUAGUUUAUAAAUAUAUUGUCUUCCGCACUCAGUUCAGGUUUCUCCAGGACUUGAACUUCAGAUGUGUUUGUAAUGGGAUGUUCCGCUUCAUUUCAUCAUCGUGGAACAACCAAGAACCGGUCUCCAAUAUCAGUUUCUUUAGGAUUGAAAAAUCUCUCUAUUCCUUUGAGUCGCAAAACUAAAAUCACUUUGAAGGAAUCUUGGAAACUUGUUGAGCCUGUUAAAUCCGAGGCGGGAAAGGCAAUGUUUAUGAGGCUUUUUGAGACACAUCCAAACAUCCAAGACACGUUUCCAACAUUCAAAGGCGUCAGCUUAGACGAGCUGAUGAACUCUCGAUCUUUGUAUCUCCAUGCCAAGCGAGUUAUGGCUGCUGUUGAAAAUACUAUCAAUGCAUUAGAUGAUGGUGAGGUGUUAUUGGAGAGUCUUACAAGCCUGGGACGAAGACAUCAAGUUUGGUUUGUCAGGGAGGAACAUUUUAAGGUCGUUGGUGAAGCUCUAUUAUGGACAUUACAGGAUAUGCUCGAUACAAAAUGUACGAAUGAAGUUACACUGGCUUGGACAGAGUUGUAUAACUUCAUAACUAAAACGAUGUUACGUGGAAUUCUAAAUAAUAACGUAGAUAAAUGAAUAAACAAUUGUCUAAAUACGGAGAUAAAGGAGUGAUUUGCACGCAGUAUAUCUAUCACGAAUUAUAUAAUAAGCCCAGUUAUACACGCAUUCUGA
Molecule: messenger RNA, 748 nt
Organism: Pocillopora verrucosa
Lineage: Eukaryota; Metazoa; Cnidaria; Anthozoa; Scleractinia; Pocilloporidae
Product: neuroglobin
Biological process (GO): oxygen transport; response to hypoxia
Molecular function (GO): oxygen binding; heme binding; oxygen carrier activity
Source: RefSeq, a predicted model, not a curated record